Molecule: messenger RNA, 5202 nt
Organism: Theileria parva strain Muguga
Lineage: Eukaryota; Apicomplexa; Aconoidasida; Piroplasmida; Theileriidae
Exons: 1
Coding region: 1-5202 (1733 amino acids)
Source: RefSeq, a predicted model, not a curated record
AUGUACAAGAGGGGUUAUAGAAGGGAUUUGCCCCAAAGAGGUGGGUAUAUGUCCCAAAAACCAAGACUUAUGAUGAAAGAACCGACAUCACAAGUCCCAAGAGAACCAACACCGCAUCAUGUAACAUACCAAGAUAGACCAGUGCCAAUUCAACCAAUGACAUAUCCUCCUGUUGGAGCCCCUACCUACCCAAAUCUAAAACUUAUUAACAGGAGGACUCCUCCAGAAGGACCUCCCCAACCUCAAACAAAUUUUAGAUAUAAAAGGCCUAGAGAAGGAGUGUUCCCUAAAAGGAUACAAUUGGCACCGCAUUUCAGAAAGGAGUUUCAAAAUAAACAGUUUAUUCAGAAUCACCCAGUUCAUAUUAACGAGAUUGUUCCAGUUAGUCCAAAAAUGGGACCUUAUAUGCCAAUGUUAAACCCACAACAACCAAUGGUUGGAAAUAUGCAGAAUAUGCCACCUAUUCACCAGAAUUUCAUUAAUUCUCCAUUUUCAGGACCCCAAAGAAUGCCUUUUGGGCCAAAAGAACCAAUGAUGCCUAUGAUGAUGCCACCGCAACCUGUAGUUUUUGAUAACAUGAUUCCAUUCCCAAAGGCACCAAUGAAAGCACUUGACAGUCCGGUUUCAGGACCUGUAAUUAAUUUUCCAGAAGAACAACACCAAGUUAAUUUGAAACCGGGCUUAAGUUCAGUUAAAGAAUAUGAAAGCAUUCACUUCAAAUUAAGGCUGGAAAGGCUUUACAAGGUCCUGAAGGAGGUCAACAGAGUGUCAAAUAAGGUCAAAUUUACUUUAAUUUCAAUGUUUAGAGUUAGGGUGGGUUAUAGAUUAAGGAAGUUUGAACAAUCUUACUUGGAAAACGCGGACAGAGUGUAUAGAUAUUUGCUUUUCAUGUUCCUGAUGAAUGGAUAUAAAGAAUUUUUGAGCUUUGAAAACAGUAACACAAACGUUAGUGAUUUGGUGUGGGAAGUUGGAAAGUUUCGGAAAUUUUUUAAUGAAGACUCAGAUGUGUCAGUAGUAAAUAAAUCAAUUUUGGUAAAUAGUAGAGUUAAGAGAGUUGUAAGUGAUAAUAGAAAGGAUUAUAGAACCAGUGUGUCUGAAGGGUACAAGUUGGUUAAAUGGGAUACAUCUCCAAGAGUAACAUACAUAUUUGAUAACGAUAAAGUCUAUGGACCAUCAGAAAUGAUGGAAAAUAAGGAAGAUAAAAACGUAGUGUUAAUUAGAAUGUUGGAUGUAAACAGCAUAAUCAACAAUGCCAUGAUAUUUAAGCAUUUAGGUUCAAUGUAUACUAAUAUAAACGAGUCUGUACUCAAGAUGCUGGGAUAUUACUCUUUAAUAUGUCCUGACGAGUCCUACAUCAUAAUAAUCUCAUCGAUUCUACCAACCUUGACCUUGCAACAGCUUAAGAUAUUCUAUUUAAACCUCUCAUACCUGCUGGACAGUAGUAAGUGUGAUCUGCAGAUUUAUUAUCUGGAGAGAUUUAUAGAACGAUUCCUGCCAAUAUGUUUGAGCCAGAAUAGAGACUGCUGGAAUCCCAUUAUAACAAACAUAGUCACCCAAAUCAACCCGCUAAAGCUGACAAAUAAGAAGUACCUAACCUGCUGUAUCUCACUCAUCAGGUCACUGAAGAGCUUCUGUGACAUUUUUGUGGAGUGCGAAGAGACGACAGUUGCAGUUUUUCUGAUGACCUUGAAGUACCUGAUAGAGUCUUCAGAAGACUCAAGAAUAUUGGUAAGAGGAGAAUCCGCUGAUUUGUUGAUACAAAUCUGGUUAAAUCCCUCUGGAAAAAAGAUCUUGAUUAAGUAUAUGAAUCAUGAUAUUAUUAGGAUACUGGGAAGUUUGUCAGGAAUACAGUCAAUUAAGUUAAAUAUAUGGUCGUACUUACUUUCAAAAGAAGUAAGAGAGGGUAAAGGUGAAAUUAUGGGUUUAAACAAGCUGAAAGCCGAAGAAUCAGUACUAAGUACCAUAUUCAGGAAAAAUUAUAUGGAUAAUAAUAUGAUUAAACUAAUAAGUAACAGUGAAGUUAAGUAUAUAUAUAAUUUGUUUCCCCUGCUGUCAUUGCCUAACAAGAAUGUUAGUACAGAGGAUAUUAAAAGUAAGCAGUACCUGGCCAGGGUGGCCUUGUUUUGGUAUUUGAACAAUUUUCUAAAGAUAAGUAAAAACAUACUCCAGUUUGAAAAGUUGUCAGUAGUUGUUAGAAUAUCAUAUAUGCUUUAUAAAAAGUAUUUGAGGUCCAAUAUUAAUUUUAAUAAUUUGAGCAGUAAUAAGGAAAGUUCAGAGCUUGUUGUUAGGGAACUUGAAAAGAAUAAUAAUUUGGGGAUAUUUGUCGAACACUUUUUAAUAAUACUGAUGAAUAACCUGGGUAUAUCAGCCUCAUGUCUGGAAUCAGCAAAUGUAAAGCUGUCAGUAAUAUUGGAUGUAUUAUUGUUUAACUUUUCUUACAACUCUUCACUCUCUUUAAUGGUCAAAGAUAAAAAGGAUCUGGUCAGAAUAGAAAACAAUAACUAUUUAAAUCUGAUAAAACUAACAAAUAACAAUUCAGUCCUACUUCUGAUUAACUUGUUUGAUAAGUUUACUUCUUUUAAUAAGUUCUGUGAUACUUUAAAGAUGGAAUUAAAUGAAAAUUUGGAUAGUGAUUUUGAGAAAUCAGGUGCAGGAGUGUUUGAUGUAUUACUGAAUAUAAAUGUGAUAACAUACUUCAUUAACAAUAAUGUAGAGAUGCUGAGGAUGAUUAUUAACUAUUUGGAGAACAUUGUUUAUCAUUACAACACUGAAUUUACAACCACAUUCUGCUUAAACACCAUAUCCUCGUUUGUAGUGACAGCAAUGUUGCAGGUCAUGACUAGUUUUAAGAAGGUAGUCUCUGAAAAUGAACAGCCACAAUUAAAGGAAAUAAUGGAUACUAUUAAAAAGAGUUAUCUGUAUAAGUUGCUCCUACUGUACAAUGUGAACGUAAAUGCCUUAAAUUUAAAUGUGGCCAAUAUAUCUAUUUCAUAUAACCCAGUGAAGGAAACAGUUGUUACAAGACUUAAGACAGAUACAAAUGUAGAUGAAUUUAAGUGGACAGGAUAUAAAAAAACAGUAUUGUCAAACGUUGUCUACGAUAAUUUGACCAAAUUUAUCUUGAUUCAGUCAUACAUGUUAACUGUGGAGUUUUUUAACAAUUAUCAAUAUUAUAAAAAUGUAAAUAAUUUCACAUUUCCAGAACCAAUUGAUGAGUUAGAGAAACUACUUGAAGAAGGCCCGGAAGAAUUAACUGAAGAAAAAUUGCUGACCUCGAUAAUGACCAAGGAUGAAAGAUUUGUGAAUUACCUUAGUAAAUUGAUGAACAACAAAUACGAAUUACCCAAUUAUGAACUUUCCAAUAAUGUUAAACACUUAAAUGGUGAGAAAGAUGAUGCUGGAACUAGUUUACUUUUAUAUAGAUGUAAUUUCGAAUUGUUUGAUAAUAAAAGGGAUGAUAAACAGGAUUCAAAUGAAGAUGGACUGAGUUGUAAAGUUGGAUACAUGAUAGACCGUAUUAUGACAUUAUCAUUAUUUCUGGAUUUUAACCUGCCAGAUAAAGCAGUUUUAUUUCCAAACAUUAAGAAAAUUGUAAGAAAAGAAGAAUUUGAUGCAAUGGUAUUGGAAAUACUGAGUGACGUAUAUAGUUUUAGUGGACUUGUCGAUGGUAAAGAGGAUAAUGAUAAUGAGAGGGAUGAUUCUAAUAAUGAACUGGUACUGUACGAGCUACUUUAUUAUAUAGUUAAACUGACAACUUGUGAGAAUAAGGAAACAAAGACACAGGAUAAUCAGACUGUGAACUCCGAUGAAAACAACUUUAAAAUGGAGAAAGUAAGAGAAGAAAAGUUAAACACUGCACUGGACAUAUUGAAUAAUUUAUUGAGUAAAAUAUCGAGUGUAAAUAAUAAGUCAGAUCAGGAGCUAUUCAAUAACUCAAUAAAUAGGAUGUUUAAAUUAAAAGCUAAGGAUGGAAAUCAGAACCUAAUGGAAAUUGAUGAGUCAGAUAAGGAGGAAGCUGAAGCAUUAGAGUCCAAUGAGAAUGAAGAGAAAUUGAAUACAGAGGAACAAGGGUUAAAUGAGAAACAAACUCAGGCAUAUUCAACGCUGGAAAAGGAUAAUACAAGACUGGUUUUAGAAACUAUAAUAAAAGACAAGCUAUUGUGGGAAAGACUUGGGAAGUUCCCAAUAAUUUUAAAUUCCCUUAUUAGGAUAUCUCCAAUAAACAAUUUGCUUCUUUUCUUUUCGUCGUUCACAACCUUGCAGCUUAAGCUUAACUACCAAAUUAAACAUAAUCUGACACUGAGUGAUAACGAAUUAAACCAAAUACUGACUAAUCAUGAGUACGUGAUUUCAAUUCUGAAUGAGGACCUGUUAAAGAUAAUCAAUGAAGAGAUAUCUGAUGAAGGAGAAGAAUCAGGAGUAAUGGAAAAGUUUGAGCAUGGAGAAUGGUUUAGGUAUUAUUUCUUGUACAUUCAGCUUUUAGUAAGAAUGUAUGAAGUCAAGCACUACAACAACCCAGUUGUUAACAUGGAUAGGAAUUUUUACAGAAACUUUACAAUGCCUUUGGUUGAGUAUGAACAACUGAGUGAAUAUGAAUACUUGUCAAAAGAGAUUGUGUUGUACCUCUUAAAUUGUAAACAGAUAACAAACGACAAUAACAUAGUGUGUUAUGUGGGUUCAGACUCUAAAAAGUCAUUGUUUACGUAUUUUAUGAGAGGAUACAAUCUUUCCGAAAUAACAAGUACAGGUAAUGAAAGAGAGAAGCAAACAUCAGGAUCUGAAUUAGAAGAUUUGUAUUUAAUGUUAUUUUUGUUGUCGAAAAUUAGUAAAGUUAACAAUAUAAGGAUUUUACAAGUCUUUGUGUUUUCAAUAUUUCCUAUACUUAUUCACACGGUUCCGAACAAGAUAAUAUUUGAUUACGUCUACAACUCACUAAUAAACAUUAAAUUGGGCAAAUAUCCAAAUUCGUUUCUUUUUAUCAAAAACCUGCUACUGACAGUCCUGUUCAACUGGUACCACAAGUAUUUUUUCACCUACAACUUCUUUAUAUACCAAUACAACAAUAACCAGAUCCUAGAGAAGGAUUUUGUAAACCAGUACAUUACAAAAUAUCAGAAUAAUUACGAUAUUGAGCUAACAUUUAAUUUCACAAACAUCAAGAUACCUGUAGAAUAUGUAUAUCAGCUACAAUUGUUGUUUUAA